Molecule: messenger RNA, 1575 nt
Organism: Cylindrotheca closterium
Lineage: Eukaryota; Bacillariophyta; Bacillariophyceae; Bacillariales; Bacillariaceae
Source: the annotation of a GenBank genome assembly
AUGUCCUCGUCAAUAUCGUACAUUCCAUUGCUGCUGCUGCUGCUGUCAAUCAUGGUUUCAACAACGAAAACAGUGGUCUCGGCAAUCCCAUUGAACCUUCCCGAGGCGGACGAAGUGGUCAAAUGUCCCAUGGUCAAAGAAAUUGAUUUCACGACGGAGAUUGAAAUUGCAGACCCCAAUGUCGCAAGGGAAUGGAACGAAGUGAGUGGGCUCGCUGUCAGUCCCACUCAAAUUGCGCCCAGUGGAGCACCGAUCAUGUGGGGCCACAAUGAUGGCCGAGACCAAGCGGAAUUUGGAACCAAUUUUGCCGCAUGGGAUCCUGUGACGGGCGAACGACUCGUCACGUUUAUUCUGCCCUACGAUGAAACCUCGGACCCACCCUUGGUCAAUCAAGACUGGGAAGACAUGACCAUUGGUUCCUGUGGCAAUACAGCCGAGGAAAUGGGAGAGACUUGCAUUUAUCUGGCGGAUUUGGGGGACAAUUACGCCAGCGAUGUCAUUAACACUUCCAUUCGUCCCGCCGACAGACCCUAUCGGAUCUACAAGAUUAAAGAACCUGUUCUAGCGGCCUAUGCGAGAACCUCGGCCAGGAGUAUUUCCUAUCCCGCCACGACUGUGACAGCACUGGAAAUUGAUUAUCUGGACGCCUCGUCACCCGCCCGCACUGGAAACUCGGAGGGCGUCUUUUUGGACCAUGCCGGAUGGGGACGAGGGGGUGCCAUUGGUGACAUUUAUAUCGUUACCAAAUCGAGAGAUUUUGGUAGACUCUACAAGGUCCCUGCGAGUGCCUGGCCCACCAAUGGACAAACGUAUGCCAAGUACUCGCCACAAGUGGUUGGAUCCAAUUACAACGAUGGUGAAUUCAGACGAUUUCUAUGGACCUCGGCCAGCAUGUCGUGGGAUGGAACCAAGAUUAUCAUGGGCACCGUCCAUCGCAACUAUGUCUUUUUGCGUUGUCCCGGCCAGACGGUUGAAGAAGCCAUUGUGGGACGAGAUGCCUGCAUGAUUUGGGAGAAUCCACCCGAAGCAGCCGACGAUAAAAAACAAUUCGAAGCAGUGGCCUGGUACCCCAAUGGCAAUACUGUGCUGAAUAUUGCCGAAUCGCUCACCAUGGUGCCACGCAUUGUCAAGGUCAAUUUUGACUACAGUUUUCCUCCAAGCUUUUGUCCAGCUGUUGGAUUUGACAGUUCGGGCACACAAGGGACGGUUUGUCAGACCUUUCCCACUUCCUACGAUGGAGAAAACUUUGUCUCGCAAGUGGUUCCAGACAGCUGGUGCGUCGAUGCAAUGAAGUUUUAUGGAAGUCCGGCGCCCUCCAUUACGGCUUCGGAAUCUCCGUCGGCGACUCCCUCUGCCGCACCCACUGCUUCUGGCAUGCCCACCAAUGUACCCACGACGCCAGAACCUACGAUCAACUUUUUCUUUGGGGAUUUGGAUCUCGAUGAUAACAAUGACAGGAUUAACGGUGAUGAAGACAGCGGUGCUGCUUCUGCUCUCCAAUCAUCAUUCACUUUUGGGAUGAUGAUGAUGGUUGCGACCAUGAUGACAAUGACGAUGCUACCAGCACUGCUGUAA